Cuscuta campestris is the source of this 1033-nucleotide messenger RNA. The record is from the annotation of a GenBank genome assembly. Lineage: Eukaryota; Viridiplantae; Streptophyta; Magnoliopsida; Solanales; Convolvulaceae.
AUCUUAUUAGAAUAGAACGACAAAAAAAACCACCUUAGCGACGCGCAAGAAAGUCCAUUCUUUAUGAUAUGGAUGAUUGAUUAUAGAUAUAAUUUCAAAACCAGUUUGAAAGGGUAGAUGAAUUGGAAGGAAUAAGGGAUGGGGAUGGGCUCUCUUGAAAGCUCUUUAAUUUUAUAGCUUCAUGUGUAUGGUCUAUGGCUUGCACCAAUUAGCCUCCUCAUCCUUGCACUAUAUAAGCAUUGCAAUGGCUUUUCUCACCCUUCAUCAUCAUCCAUCCUUUAAGUAUGGCUGCUAAACAUCAACUCAUUUUUCUGUCUUUCUUUGUCUAUAUAUCUCUUCAUGAUCGCCUCCCAAGUUGCUGCUGCUAGCCCGGAACAAGCUGACACCGCACCUUCACAGCCCGAUUAUGCAAGCCAAUCACUCUAACAAUGUGGGACAAACUCGCAAGCAUUCAGGGCAUUGAAAUCGAAAAGGGACUCAAAUCAGGUACUUGGAUACUGGCGACUUCCUUCCAAGGACUGUCACUAACAACGCGUCACAAUUCAUCAAUCGAACUGAACCGGGCCCUUCUACCAGUCACUGUCAUUGCUGCGAUCAAACCAAGUUCAGGCACUUACGAAACAAAUACAUCAAACAUGUACUCACUACUAAGCCUCUAAAGUCUCUCUAAGAAGCAAAGAAGCGCACCAAGUCUAAAGAGAAAGCUGAAAGUUGAAGAGGACGUCCACAAAAAAAAGGCUUAGCUAAUGUUUACACAGCUUGAAAACUUUUUUGACUCUAAUCUCUAUUCCUACUGUUCUUGUAAAAUAUAAUUGUCCCAACUCAGUAGGAGAGGCCUUAUGUCAGUUUGGUACAUAUUAGAAAUGAAGUGCAAGUGAUCACUUCAAUUUUUGUAAAACAAUCCCUAAGUUAGAACUCUUAAGUUAGCCAAAUAUCAUAAAUGGAGUGUAGGUGAUCACUUCAUUUUUUUGUAAAAUACUCCCUAUCUUUGUGAUUACAUAAUAUGGAUAUGAUAUAGGCACUAUGUUCAAUC